CCCCUCUCCGCCCCCCACCCGCAGCCGCCUAGGCACCUCGGUGCGUUGCACCGCAGGAGGCUUGGGCCGGCUCGUUUGCUGCUUAGCGCCGCACCCCACCCGGUGGGCGGCAGCGGCCACGCACGGUCAGGUUCUGCACUGCGGACCCCAGAAUUGCAUUGCGGGCCCUCGCCCCUCACUGCCGCCAGCUGCUGGGGCGCGCUCGGGACAGGCGAGCCGCGGGGCUUCGGUGCUCGGGGCGCCACAACCGGCCCUGCCCCCUCCCCAAGAAGCGCGCGUCGCCCCCGCCGGGCUGCGGAGCUGGGGUCCGCAUCCCCCCCUCCGGCCUUCCCUUAGGGCAGCCCCCGCCCGGAGAGAGGAGCGGUCCUACCGAGACCGGCCCGGCCCGGCGGUGAGAUGAGCUUCUUCGGCUUCGGGCAGAGCGUGGAGGUGGAAAUCCUGCUCAACGAUGCGGAGAGUAGGAAGCGGGCCGAGCACAAGACGGAGGAUGGGAAGAAGGAGAAAUAUUUUCUCUUCUACGAUGGAGAAACCGUGUCGGGGAAGGUGAGCCUCGCGCUCAAAAACCCCAAUAAGAGGCUAGAACACCAAGGCAUCAAGAUCGAGUUCAUCGGGCAGAUCGAGCUCUACUAUGACCGUGGGAACCACCAUGAGUUUGUGUCCCUGGUGAAGGACUUGGCCCGGCCUGGAGAAAUUACCCAGUCGCAGGCCUUCGACUUUGAAUUCACGCACGUGGAGAAGCCGUAUGAAUCCUACACGGGGCAGAAUGUGAAGCUCCGGUAUUUCCUUCGAGCCACCAUUAGCCGCCGCCUCAACGACGUCGUCAAAGAAAUGGACAUUGUGGUCCAUACACUCAGCACGUACCCAGAGCUGAAUUCCUCCAUUAAGAUGGAGGUGGGCAUUGAGGACUGUUUGCACAUUGAAUUUGAGUACAAUAAAUCCAAAUACCAUUUGAAGGAUGUUAUUGUAGGGAAGAUAUAUUUCCUGCUGGUGAGGAUCAAAAUCAAGCACAUGGAGAUUGACAUCAUCAAGCGGGAAACAACGGGUACAGGCCCCAACGUGUACCAUGAGAAUGACACCAUAGCCAAGUAUGAGAUCAUGGAUGGUGCACCAGUGAGAGGAGAGUCCAUCCCCAUCCGGCUAUUCCUGGCGGGCUACGAGCUCACCCCCACCAUGCGGGACAUCAACAAGAAGUUCUCUGUGCGCUAUUACCUCAACCUGGUGCUGAUAGAUGAAGAAGAGCGGCGCUACUUCAAACAGCAGGAAGUGGUAUUGUGGCGGAAGGGUGACAUCGUACGGAAGAGCAUGUCCCACCAGGCAGCCAUUGCCUCACAGCGCUUCGAGGGCACAACCUCCCUGGGCGAGGUGCGGACCCCCAGCCAACUGUCUGACAACAACAGCAGGCAGUAGGCCCCCGGGGCCAAGAAGCAGCUGGGUUGGUACCCAGCACCCCGUCUACCAAACACCAGCGGCUGGGGAGGGGGAGGACGGUGUGAUGCUCAGCUGACCCGUCACUUGCAACCUGAAAAACAAAUCAUGUUUUUGACUUAAA
Messenger RNA from Talpa occidentalis (Iberian mole), 1549 nucleotides. RefSeq names its product VPS26 retromer complex component B (gene VPS26B). Gene Ontology annotation, cellular component: retromer complex; endosome. Lineage: Eukaryota; Metazoa; Chordata; Mammalia; Eulipotyphla; Talpidae. Gene Ontology annotation, biological process: retrograde transport, endosome to Golgi; intracellular protein transport. The coding region runs from base 397 to 1407 and encodes 336 amino acids. The transcript is spliced from 6 exons. The record is from RefSeq and is a predicted model, not a curated record.